AUGUCUGCGUCGUCAACUGACUUUGAAAAAGGAAUGAUUGCAAUAUGCACAUUCAGUUCGCUGAGCAAUAUCCUAGCUUCAUUUAUGCUUUUUUGGAUCGCGACUAAUCCAGGUCCAAACAAAACAAUCGCCCGUUUAAUAAUGAAUUUGUUAGUUUCGGAUUGGUUGCAAAGUUUUGGGUUUUUGAUGAGUUUUAAUUGGCUGGCAAAAGGAAAAAUACAGCAAGGAAAGUAUUGCCAAUUGCAAGGAGUUAUCAUUAAUGUGGGAGACCUUACGUCUGGAUUUUGGGCAACUAGUAUAUGUCUACAUACAUAUCUGUUAAUAGUUAACGGCCGCGAGCCAAAAAAUCUCCUCAAAAUUUUAAUGAAAUGUAUCUGGCCGAUUAGCAUAUUGAUCUCGUUAAUUGGUCUCCUCAUACAACAUCCAAAUGAUCCAUUCUACACGUCAGCCAGCGGAGCUUGGUGUUGGAUUGGCCCGAACUACAAAGAAUACCGAGUGAUACUGCACUAUGGAAUUCUCAUUGUGUUCGCGAUUAUUAUGAUUUUUUUGUACAGUUGGAUGUUUUUGAACGUAUAUCGACGUCAAGAACGCGUGGAAAUGGAAGCCACAAGAAAAGUAUUCCAAAAAACUAACAAAAAAUUGAUUUGCUAUCCGACUCUUUACCUUGUUCUUGUACUUCCUUUGGGUUUAGAACGUUUUCUUUCUCUCGGCGGUACCAUAUUACCCUUUUCAUACCUAAUCGCAGCCGCAUGCAUUUUCACAUCCGCCGGCACGGUAAACAGUAUAAUUUACGGAAUAACAAGGAACGUAGUCUCCGUAAAGCCUGUACGCGAAUUUGUUCCAAAAAUCAAACGACAUUUAAGCACCAUCGUAGUCGAUCCACAAUCACUAAACGCUAACGGCGUUGAAUCUCACUACAAUGCACACAUUUAUGUGGAGGCCGAAAUUGGAAAUUUAAAUGAAAAAUCAGAAAAAAAUAACAUUGUUCGCGUGCCAUCCAUCGAAAAUUUUCAUGCUUUGACGUGCUCGGUUCCUGUUCAACCAUUAGAGUCUAUUUAUCGACCAUCAUCAUCACGAAAUAAAGUUUAUGAACUACCGCUAUACAGUUAA
Molecule: messenger RNA, 1110 nt
Organism: Ambispora leptoticha
Lineage: Eukaryota; Fungi; Glomeromycota; Glomeromycetes; Archaeosporales; Ambisporaceae
Source: the annotation of a GenBank genome assembly